This is a messenger RNA of Poecile atricapillus (Black-capped chickadee), 1698 nucleotides long. Its product is annotated as DNA-directed RNA polymerase II subunit RPB1-like. The transcript has 2 exons. Lineage: Eukaryota; Metazoa; Chordata; Aves; Passeriformes; Paridae. The record is from RefSeq and is a predicted model, not a curated record. Bases 1 to 1698 code for a protein of 565 amino acids.
AUGGGUGCUCAAGGGGGGGAAAUUUGGGAAAAUCCCCUCAAAAAUAACCUGGAAAAGAAUUCCCAAUUUUUCCCCAAUUUUUCCCAAUUUUUCCCAAUUUUUCCCCAUUUUUUCCCAUUUUUUUCCCAAUUUUUUGUCAUUUUUGGCUCCGUUUUUCCUUCCCCUCGUUGCUCCCUAUGGGUGCUCAAGGGGGGGAAAUUUGGGAAAAUCUCCUUAAAAAUAACCUGGAAAAGAAUUCCCAACUUUUCCCAACUUUUCCCCAGUUUUUCCCAAUUUUUCCCAAUUUUUGCCAAUUUUUUCCCAAUUUUUUCCCAAUUUUUUGUCAUUUUUGGCUUCGUUUUUCCUUCCCCUCGUUGCUCCCUAUGGGUGCUCAAGGGGGUGAAAUUUGGGAAAAUCCCCUCAAAAAUAACCUGGAAAGAAUUCCCAACUUUUCCCCAAUUUUUCCCCAUUUUUCCCCAAAUUUUCCCAAUUUUUCCCCAUUUUUUUCCCAUUUUUUUGUCAUUUUUUGUCUCCGUUUUUCCUUCCCCUCGUUGCUCCCUAUGGGUGCUCGAGGGGGGGAAAUUUGGGAAAAUCUCCUUAAAAAUAACCAGGAAAGAAUUCCCAACUUUUCCCCAAUUUUUCCCGAAUUUUCCCAUUUUUUCCCAAUUUUUUCCAAUUUUCCCCAUUUUUUCCCCAUUUUUUUGUCACUUUUGGCUCCGUUUCUCCUUCCCCUCGUUGCUCCCUAUGGGUGCUCAAGGGGGGGAAUUUGGGAAAAUCUCCUUAAAAAUAACCUGGAAAAGAAUUCCCAACUUUUCCCCAAUUUUCCCAUUUUUUCCCAAUUUUUCCCAAUUUUUCCCAAUUUUUCCCAAUUUUCCCCAAUUUUUUUCCCCAUUUUUUUGUCACUUUUGGCUCCGUUUCUCCUUCCCCUCGUUGCUCCCUAUGGGUGCUCAAGGGGGGGAAAUUUGGGAAAAUCUCCUUAAAAAUAACCAGGAAAGAAUUCCCAACUUUUCCCCAAUUUUUCCCCAAUUUUUCCCAAUUUUUCCCAAUUUUUCCCAAUUUUUCCCAAUUUUUUUCCCCAUUUUUUUGGGCGUUUUUGGCUCCGUUUUUCCUUCCCCUCGUUGCUCCCUAUGGGUGCUCAAGGGGGGGAAAUUUGGGAAAAUCUCCUUAAAAAUAACCUGGAAAAGAAUUCCCAACUUUUCCCCAAUUUUUCCCCAAUUUUUCCCAAAUUUUCCCAAUUUUUCCCAAUUUUUUUUCCCAAUUUUUUGUCAUUUUUGGCUCCGUUUUUCCUUCCCCUCGUUGCUCCCUAUGGGUGCUCAAGGGGGGGAAAUUUGGGAAAAUCUCCUUAAAAAUAACCAGGAAAAGAAUUCCCAACUUUUCCCCAAUUUUCCCCAAUUUUUCCCAUUUUUCCAAUUUUUCCCCAAUUUUUCCCCAUUUUUUUCCCAAUUUUUUGUCAUUUUUGGCUCCGUUUUUCCUUCCCCUCGUUGCUCCCUAUGGGUGCUCAAGGGGGGGAAAUUUGGGAAAAUCUCCUUAAAAAUAACCUGGAAAAGAAUUCCCAACUUUUCCCCAAUUUUCCCCAACUUUUCCCCAAUUUUUCCCAAUUUUUCCCGAUUUUUCCCAAUUUUUUUCCCAUUUUUUUGUCAUUUUUUGGCUCCGUUUUUCCUUCCCCUCGUUGCUCCCUAUGGGUGCUCAAGGGGGGGAAAUUUGGGAAAAUCUCCUUAA